AAUUUACUUCAUUCCUUCAAGUGCUUCCAGUUCUAAAAGAAUGGAAAUUAUUUUGAGAAACCUUUUCUUUGUUCUAUCCUUACUUCUGAUUGGGAAAGAAACAAAUGGAGGUGGAGAAACUUCACCAAGUGAAUCAGAUGUCAGUGAUGAUCCGAGCCCAUCGCAAUGCAUUGAUGGUUGUUUUGAUUUUGGGAAGGAUGUAAAGUUAAAUUUAUCUCCACUGGAAUCAAUACCUGAUCAAAUUGAAACAGAUUUGGAGGCAAAUUUAUCACUUGAGGAUAUAAAAGUGUUCAGAGAUGCACUGGAGCUCAUUAAAUCAGAUGAAGAACAGGAUUCAAAAGAUUUUACACUGACUUUAAACACAGUUUUUGAAGAAGAAGAUGAACCCAAAUGGUAUCGUAUUUUUGAAUGGAGUGACAUGAGAAGACGCCGAUUAGAUCGUUUGGAAGAAGACCUGAAAGAUUUAUCAAAGUUAGAUGUGUAUUGUCUUCCUUGCAUUGAAAAUAAAUCAUGGAUUGACGAUAUUUAUCCCAUUAAACUUGGAGGAUGGGAAAUAAGAUUUGAUAUUAACUUUAAAAAAAAGGGUGGUGGUAUAAUUUUUACUUAUCGCUUUUAAUUUGAUUGUUAUCUACAGUUUUAAAGUUUCGUUUCAUUGAAUUCACUCAAGAAAAGAAAGAAAAAAUAAAUUAUUUCAAAA
Messenger RNA from Clunio marinus, 697 nucleotides. NCBI's taxonomy places the organism in Eukaryota, Metazoa, Arthropoda, Insecta, Diptera, Chironomidae. The record is from the annotation of a GenBank genome assembly.